Messenger RNA from Aspergillus alliaceus, 886 nucleotides. Its product is annotated as GNAT family N-acetyltransferase. Gene Ontology annotation, molecular function: acyltransferase activity, transferring groups other than amino-acyl groups. The coding region runs from base 117 to 779 and encodes 220 amino acids. NCBI's taxonomy places the organism in Eukaryota, Fungi, Ascomycota, Eurotiomycetes, Eurotiales, Aspergillaceae. The record is from RefSeq and is a predicted model, not a curated record. The transcript has a single exon.
UUAUUUGAAGCCAACUGCCACACCCAAGUUGUAUAGUAGAAGCCUUACCAGUCGUUCUAUAUUCAUGCCUAGAAGUUAACCUACCUACCUGCAUUGCUACAACAUAUACUAUCAUCAUGUCAACCUUCAACCCUUUCCGAUCAAAGCGACUCGCUUACCGAGCCAUUGAAGAUACACCAGAAGACGACGAUUUUAUUCAUUCCAUCCAGUCGGAUCCACUCUCUUAUGCGACCUCAAACUCAACGUUGCUGAAACCACAAACGAAGCAAGAUACAUUGAAUGGCUACAAGAAACAUCUGGUUAAGGACAGCCUGCUAGCAGUCAUUAUCUUACUGCCGAAUGAUAAGGCACAGGAUGGGCCCCGGGAAAAAGAAGAGCGCAACACAAGCAGAGCCGCCAUUGGUCAGGAUGCCUGGACUUCAGUCGGGAUUAUUGCUCUCAAAAAGGGCGAACCAGGACACAGCCAUCAUCGCAAUAGCGAAGUUAGCAUUGAUAUUGCCAAGCCCUAUCAGAAUUGUGGUUUCGGGAGCGAAGCGAUUGAAUGGGUACUAGACUGGGGCUUCCGAAAAGCUGGGUUGCACCGUAUCGCAGUUCUGUCUUUCUCUUAUAACUUGGGCGCAUCGCGUCUCUAUGAACGCUUGGGUUUCCAGUUGGAAGGGCGGCAAAGGGAGGCUAUCUGGUACGAUGGAGAGUGGCAUGAUAUGUUAACCUUCGGUAUACUGGCACGGGAAUGGAGGGAUAAUGGUCAUAGGAAGCUGAAGGAAGUGUCGAGUAAAUGAUAUAGGACUAGGUGUAAAGAAAAGAUAUCUCUAAUGCUAUAGAUAAGAAUUUCUUCCUCUUAAAAAUUUCUCAGAUACUUGACAUAGUGGUAAGUAAUGAAUUAGGG